CGCUGGGUGGGGCCAGGCUCGGGCCGGGCCGCCGGGAUCUGCAGGGCGCUGGGCUCGUUAUAGCGGUUCUACCCCUCAGGACGCAGACAUGGCGACCGAGAAGGACCAACAGAGGGAUUCCGAGCCGGAAGGGCUGAGCGCCACGACCCUGCUGCCGAAACUGAUCCCGUCUGGCGCGGGCCGUGAGUGGCUGGAGCGGCGCCGCGCGACCAUCCGGCCCUGGGGCUCCUUCGUGGACCAGCGGCGCUUCUCGCGGCCCCGCAACCUGGGCGAGCUGUGCCAGCGCCUCGUUCGCAACGUGGAGUACUACCAGAGCAACUACGUGUUCGUGUUCCUGGGCCUCAUCCUCUACUGUGUGGUGACGUCCCCCAUGCUGCUGGUGGCUCUGGCAGUUUUCUUUGGCGCCUGCUACAUCCUCUAUCUGCGCACGUUGCAGUCCAAGUUUGUGCUUUUUGGCCGAGAGGUAACCCCAGCCCAUCAGUAUGCUCUGGCCGGGGGCGUCUCCUUCCCCUUCUUCUGGCUGGCCGGCGCAGGUUCUGCCGUCUUCUGGGUCCUGGGAGCCACCCUCGUGGUGAUCGGCUCCCACGCCGCCUUCCACCAGACCGAGGCUGUGGACGGGGAAGAGCUGCAGAUGGAGCCUGUGUGAGGGGGACCCUCCAGCCUCCUGAGCCCUCUGCCUUGGCCCCACUCGCCCCCGCCCUGCUCUCCCCUGCCCCGCACUGCCCCUGCCCCGCACCGCCCCGUGCUCCUGGUCAAAGGCCUCCUUGCCAUCCCAAGCCCCGGGGUGGGGUGGAGGGUGGGAAU
Messenger RNA from Enhydra lutris kenyoni (northern sea otter), 804 nucleotides. Its product is annotated as Rab acceptor 1. The record is from RefSeq and is a predicted model, not a curated record. Gene Ontology annotation, cellular component: Golgi apparatus. The transcript is spliced from 5 exons. NCBI's taxonomy places the organism in Eukaryota, Metazoa, Chordata, Mammalia, Carnivora, Mustelidae. Bases 89 to 646 code for a protein of 185 amino acids.